AUGGCGGGACAAACUAUUAACGACAGGCUCUUAGCUGCUCGUCAUAGCAUCGCAGGGCAGGGACUGGCAAAAUCAGUUUGUAAAGCCACUACUGAAGAAAUGAUCGCACCUAAAAAGAAACACUUGGACUAUCUCGUACACUGCACGAACGAGCCGAACGUCUCGAUACCCCAGCUGGCGAAUCUCCUGGUAGAGCGCACUCAGAACACCAACUGGGUGGUGGUGUACAAGGCUCUCAUCACCGUCCACCACCUGCUAGCGUACGGCAAUGAGAGGUUCACACAAUACCUAGCGUCGAGUAAUUCGACGUUUCAACUGAGUAAUUUCUUAGACAAAAGCGGGGUACAAGGCGCGGCCGGCGCCAGGAUUGGCUAUGACAUGUCCCCGUUCAUCCGGCGCUACGCCAAGUACCUGAACGAGAAGGCUCUAUCCUACAGGACCGUGGCCUUCGACUUCUGCAAAGUGAAGAGGGGCAAAGAGGAGGGCUCCCUGCGCAUGAUGAAUGCGGAGAAGCUGCUGAAGACGCUGCCGGUGCUACAAGCGCAGCUGGACGCCUUGCUCGAGUUCGAUUGCACAGCCAACGACCUCACCAACGGGGUCAUAAACAUGUGCUUCAUGCUCCUCUUCAGAGAUCUCAUAAGAUUGUUCGCGUGCUACAACGACGGCAUCAUCAAUCUGCUGGAGAAGUACUUCGACAUGAACAAGAAGAACUGCCGCGAAGCUCUAGACCUCUACAAGAAGUUCCUCAUCAGGAUGGACAGAGUCGGGGAGUUCCUCAAGGUGGCAGAGAACGUGGGCAUCGACAAGGGCGACAUCCCGGACCUGACGAAGGCGCCCAGCAGCCUGCUGGACGCACUGGAGGGUCACCUAGCCACCCUUGAGGGGAAAAAGGGCUCCGCAGCCAACACGCCCACCCAGACCGCCAGCGCCCAGAAGAACGUGGCGAGCGUGAUGGGCGCGCUGUCGUCGACGUCCUCGUCGUUCGGCAACGCGGCCGCCUCCUCGCGGCUGGAGCACAACGGGGCGCUGCUCAUCGACGACUCGCUGCGCCAGCAGGCCCUGGCCGAGGAGGAGGCCGCCAUGAACCAGUACAAGGUGAGCCCCUCUCGCUCUUCUUGGUGGGGCAUGAACCAGUACAAGGUGAGCCCCUCUCACUCUUCUUGGUGGGGCAUGAACCAGUACAAGGUGAGCCCCUCUCGCUCUUCUUGGUGGGGCAUGAUCCAGUAUAUGGUGAGCCCCUCUCGCUCUUCUUGGUGGGGCAUGAACCAGUACAAGGUGAGCCCCUCUCGCUCUUCUUGGUGGGGCAUGAACCAGUACAAGGUGAGCCCCUCUCGCUCUUCUUGGUGGGGCAUGAACCAGUACAAGGUGAGGUGGUGGGGCAUCAGCCCCCCUCUCGCA
This is a messenger RNA of Iphiclides podalirius (scarce swallowtail), 1398 nucleotides long. Lineage: Eukaryota; Metazoa; Arthropoda; Insecta; Lepidoptera; Papilionidae. The record is from the annotation of a GenBank genome assembly.